CCCAUUCCCAUUCCCGGUCCCGGUCCCGCCCUGCCCUGCCCUGCCCCGCCCGGCCCCGCUCCCUCCCCGCAGCAGCUGCAGCGCUUCAAAGUGAAAUUCCGGAGGAAAUUUAAAGAGCAUCCGGAUCCGGAGAAAGACAGAAAGAAAGAGGAAGGGAGAGGGGAAAAAAAAAAAAAAAAUUUAAAAAAAAAAAAAAAAAAAAAAAGGAGGAGGCGGCGGCCGGAGAGCAGCGGGACCCGGCGGGGACGCGGGAAUGAAUCCCUGUGGAGGCAGAGCUGGGAAGGAGCCUCAGAGCAGCUGAGAGAGCCCUGAGGAGGAGGGGACACCCCAAAAACUGCACCCCAAAACCUGCACCCACUGUGGCCUGCUGCCCCCAGUGACAAAUGUCAACAGCUCGGGAGCAGCCCAUUUUCAGCACCCGGGCUCACGUGUUCCAGAUCGACCCGGCCACCAAGAGGAACUGGAUCCCCGCGGGCAAACACGCCCUGACCGUCUCCUACUUCUACGAUGCCACGCGGGGCGUGUACAGGAUCAUCAGCGUGGGCGGGGCCAAGGCCAUCAUCAACAGCACCAUCACCCCCAACAUGACCUUCACCAAAACCUCCCAGAAGUUCGGGCAGUGGGCGGACAGCAGAGCCAACACGGUCUAUGGGCUGGGCUUCGCCUCCGAGCAGCACCUGGCGCAGUUUGCAGAGAAAUUCCAGGAGGUGAAGGAAGCUGCUCGUGUGGCCAGGGAGAAAUCCCAGGAUAAAACUGAGCUGACCAACCCUGCCCUGAGCAUCACAUCCCACCAGGUGCUGCCCAGCCCCGUGCUGGGCUCCAACGGCCCCGGGGAGGACAAGCUGUUCCGCAGCCAGAGCGCCGACGUGGAGAGCGGCAGCGACAGGGAGCGCCUCAGGAAGAUGCUGUCCGAGGGCUCUGUCAGUGAGGUGCAGUGGGAAGCUGAGUUUUUCAGCCUCCAGGACAACAACAGCCGGCUGGUGGCGGCGCUGCACGAGGCCAACGCCAGCGUGGAGCAGUGGAAGAAGCAGCUGCUGGCCUACCAGGAGGAGACUGAGAGCCUGAGGCACAGGGUGGCAGAGCUGGAGUCUCAGGGCACUCAGGACUCCUCCAGUGACAACAACAAGGAGGAGCUGAGCCAAACCCUGGAGGAGCUGGAGCUGCUGCUCAAGGCCAAGGACGAGGAGAUCCAGAUGUUGAAGAGCCAGAGGUGCGGCCGCUGGGAGGCCGAGGGCGAGCGCGAGGAGACGCUGCAGAGGCUGCAGGAUCUGGAGGCGCGGCACGCGGAGCUGCAGCAGCGGCUGGCGCUGGCGGAGCAGAGCGCGGCCGAGAGCGCGGGGCAGCGGGAGCGGCUGCUGGGGGAGCUGCGCCGGGCGGCCGAGACCAUGGACGGCAAGAUCUCGGAGCUCAGCGAGCUGCGCCAGGGGCUGGCCCGGCUGCUGGAGGGCAACUGAGCGGGGGCACCCCGGG
Messenger RNA from Oenanthe melanoleuca, 1470 nucleotides. It is a transcript of the gene HOMER3, whose product is annotated as homer scaffold protein 3. Lineage: Eukaryota; Metazoa; Chordata; Aves; Passeriformes; Muscicapidae. Bases 384 to 1454 code for a protein of 356 amino acids. Gene Ontology annotation, cellular component: cytoplasm; plasma membrane; dendrite. The record is from RefSeq and is a predicted model, not a curated record. Gene Ontology annotation, biological process: regulation of store-operated calcium entry; G protein-coupled glutamate receptor signaling pathway. Gene Ontology annotation, molecular function: G protein-coupled glutamate receptor binding. The transcript has 10 exons.